Molecule: messenger RNA, 828 nt
Organism: Colletotrichum graminicola M1.001
Lineage: Eukaryota; Fungi; Ascomycota; Sordariomycetes; Glomerellales; Glomerellaceae
Product: aldo/keto reductase
Exons: 3
Coding region: 1-828 (275 amino acids)
Molecular function (GO): oxidoreductase activity
Source: RefSeq, a predicted model, not a curated record
AUGGCACACGUUGACAUGAGCAUUUCAUCGACCGUGUCUCUGCGGAACGGGAAGAGCCGAAUGCCUAUUCUAGGCUAUGGUGAAUACCAAAUUAGCAAAGCCGAUUGCACUCGAGCAUGCCUCCACGCCCUCUCCGCCGGGUACCGGCACAUUGACACCGCUCAGCUUUACAACAAUGAAGAAGCAGUCGGUGCUGUACUGCAGCAGUCCGGCCUUCCCCGUGAGAAGAUUUUUGUCACAACCAAAAUUCGCUACCCUCGUCUCGGAAAGGGAAAAACACACGAGCGUGCUCUGCAGAGUGUGCAUAGAAUAGACCCUCGUCCAGAGGGCUAUGUGGAUCUGUUCCUCAUACAUUCGCCGGAUGUUCUCAAACCCAAAGGUCGAAGGGAACUCCGGACCGCACUGAAGAAGUUGUACGAGAACGGACGUGCUCGAGCGAUUGGGAUGAGAAGUUAUGCUACGAUUUGGCCGCCGGCUGUGAACCAGAUUUUGUUGCAUCCCUGGACGCAGCAGCGUGAAACGGUGGAGGAUUGCUGUAAGCACGGCAUCGUGCUUCAGGCUUUCAGUCCACUAGCAAGAGGAGUCAGACUCCAAGACCCCACAGUGGCUGAAAUUGCAGCUCGGCUCGCGAAAACUGUGGCUCAGGUUCUAAUCCGUUACUCACUUCAGAAAGGCUGGGCGCCGUUGCCCAAAAGCGAGAACGAGGCACGAAUCAAGGAAAACGCCGACAUAUUUGAUUUCAAUCUGUCGGAGAACGACAUGGCGGUGCUUAACAGCCUAGACCGCGGGCGAAAACCACGUUUCGAGUACCAAAAUCAUGAUGGUUAG